Glycine soja is the source of this 2178-nucleotide messenger RNA. Its product is annotated as probable endo-1,3(4)-beta-glucanase ARB_01444. The transcript has a single exon. NCBI's taxonomy places the organism in Eukaryota, Viridiplantae, Streptophyta, Magnoliopsida, Fabales, Fabaceae. The record is from RefSeq and is a predicted model, not a curated record. Bases 40 to 2001 code for a protein of 653 amino acids. Gene Ontology annotation, molecular function: endo-1,3(4)-beta-glucanase activity.
GCACCACACAACACUGCAACGAGCAAUCACAAAGCAACGAUGUCUUCUAAUUUUCUCUUCCCUCAAACUCAAUCCACAGUCCUCCCAAACCCUUCAACCUACUUCUCCUCAAACCUUCUUUCUUCUCCACUCCCCACUAACUCUUUCUUUCAAAACUUUGUUAUUCCAAACGGGUCCCAAGCUGAGUACAUUCACCCUUACCUCGUCAAAACCUCAAACUCUUCACUCUCAGCCUCAUACCCUCUUCUCCUCUUCACCACAGCACUUUUGUACCAAUCUUUUGUGCCAGAUAUCACAAUCUCUUCCACUCAAACACACUCAAAUCAACAAAACCGUGAAAUCUCAUCAUACAGUGACCUCAGUGUCACUUUGGACAUUCCCUCCUCCAACCUAAGGUUCUUUCUCUCAAGAGGAAGCCCUUUUAUAACCGCUUCUGUGACAUCUCCAACAUCUCUUUCGAUCACAACAGUGCACACCAUAGUCUCUUUGUCUUCCAAUGACGACAACAACACCAAGUACACCCUUAAGCUUAACAACACUCAAAUAUGGCUCAUAUACACCUCCUCCCCAAUCUAUUUGAAUCAUGAUGGCGCUUCCAAUAUUACAUCCAAGCCAUUUUCUGGCAUAAUUCGUGUAGCAGCGCUGCCUGAUUCCAACUCCAAGAGUGUAGCAAUUCUCGACAAGUUCAGCUCUUGUUACCCUUUGUCGGGAAAUGCAACACUCGUGGAACCUUUCCGUGUGGUGUAUCAAUGGCAAAAGGAAAGUUCUGGGGACUUGCUCAUGCUAGCUCACCCUCUUCAUGUUAAGCUUUUAUCAAAUAGUCAAGUUACUGUGCUGAAAGAUUUUAAGUAUAGAAGCAUUGAUGGCGAUCUUGUUGGUGUUGUUGGAGAUUCAUGGGUGUUGGAAACGGAUCCUAUUCCUGUGACAUGGUAUUCUAACAAAGGUGUGGAUAAAGAUUCGUAUGAUGAGGUUGUCUCGGCACUUGUUAAGGAUGUGCAAGAGCUAAAUUCUUCAGCAAUAGGAACCAGUUCAUCAUAUUUUUAUGGGAAGCGUGUUGGAAGGGCUGCAAGGUUGGCGUUGAUAGCGGAAGAAGUGUCUUUUUCCAACGUGGUUCCCACGAUUAAGAAGUUUCUGAAGGAGUCUAUUGAGCCUUGGUUGGAUGGAACUUUUCAAGGGAAUAGUUUUCUAUAUGAAAAUAAAUGGGGUGGACUUGUCACCAAACAAGGCUCUACAGAUUCAACUGCUGACUUUGGGUUUGGAGUGUACAAUGAUCACCAUUAUCAUUUAGGGUACUUUCUUUAUGGAAUUGCGGUUCUUGCAAAGAUUGAUCCUCAGUGGGGACAAAAAUACAAGCCACAAGUUUAUUCACUUGUCACAGAUUUCAUGAACUUGGGCCAGAGAUAUAACAGAUUUUAUCCACGUCUAAGGUGUUUUGAUCUUUACAAAUUGCACUCUUGGGCUGCAGGGUUGACCGAGUUUGAGGAUGGAAGGAAUCAAGAAAGUACAAGUGAGGCUGUGAAUGCAUACUAUUCAGCAGCAUUGGUGGGUCUUGCAUAUGGUGACUCAAGUCUUGUUGACACUGGGUCAACGCUAGUGGCAUUGGAAAUUCUAGCCGCACAAACUUGGUGGCAUGUGAAAGUGGAAGACAACUUGUAUGAAGAGGAAUUUGCUAAAGAUAACAAGAUAGUGGGGGUUUUGUGGGCUAACAAGAGGGAUAGUAAGCUAUGGUGGGCCAGUGCUGAGUGUAGGGAGUGUAGGCUUGGCAUCCAAGUGCUACCCUUAUUGCCUAUUACUGAGACAUUGUUCUCUGAUGCUGAUUAUGUGAAGGAGCUAGUGGAAUGGACAGUGCCCUUUUUAAGUAGUCAAGGGUGGAAGGGGAUGACCUAUGCCCUGCAAGGAAUUUAUGAUAAAGAAACAGCAUUGGAAAAUAUAAGAAAGUUGAAAGGUUUUGAUGAUGGGAACUCUUUGAGUAAUCUCUUGUGGUGGAUUCACAGCAGAUGAAGUUUCUGGACUAAAUAAAUUUAGCCAAGUCCAAGGAAUGUAUGAUGUUUCAAUUUGACUAAUUAUCAAUGUUUUAACUUUGCAGUAAUUUAUGAAAUUCUGUAUCUCAUAUAUCAGUUAUGUGAAAUUGUGUUUUGGGAUUUUUCAAGAAUUUAAUAAAAUUUGUAGUUUACCAUA